Messenger RNA from Dermacentor andersoni, 3214 nucleotides. Its product is annotated as rRNA N(6)-adenosine-methyltransferase ZCCHC4. Gene Ontology annotation, cellular component: nucleolus; cytoplasm. NCBI's taxonomy places the organism in Eukaryota, Metazoa, Arthropoda, Arachnida, Ixodida, Ixodidae. Gene Ontology annotation, molecular function: zinc ion binding; rRNA (adenine-N6-)-methyltransferase activity; nucleic acid binding. Gene Ontology annotation, biological process: rRNA methylation. The record is from RefSeq and is a predicted model, not a curated record.
GAUAAGAAUUGUUCACGUGAAACAGCAUUAUGGCUGCGUGGUUCGGUAUGUGGUUCGUUCAGCAAUUUCGGAAUUUUGAUACGUUUUUAGCGGGUGCUGUGUCUGAAUUGAUGUAUUUAAAGUAGUGUAUGUUGUGAAGACAAUUGAGACACGCUUUGUCUAUCAAGUACAAAGCCCCACGCUCGCAGUCGCGACGCAGUACCUUACAAUGAACUUCACAAGUUGUGUUGAACUGCUGCACGACGAUUCCGACAACGUUCCCUGCUGCGAGCACGGACCUGGGCUGCUUUUUAGACGACUAGGAAUUUCCUGCAAAAAUGACGGGCGCGUUUUCUACGCCUGCUCCGCGUGUCGGCGGCGCAAGGACUGCCCAUUUUUCGUUUGGAAGGAGCAAGCUUCGCGCUGCAACUCCAGUUGGAACGUUGUGAAACAGCGCGUCUUGCCCGAUUUGACGCACCGUCAGCUGCACGACAGGUUUCUGGAACUGCUGAAAUGCAAGCCGUGCGAGCGACACUUCUGCUGCCGCAAGCUGCUUUCGAAGAAGGAUGCGAGAAAACACCACUUCGAACACUCCUUCACCAACCCGGUUUCGGACGACGACUUGCGGCGGCCCAGCCGGCUCCUGCACGCCGACGUGAACAACACAACCAAGGCUCAGUACUUCUUCUCCGACUCCAGCACCCGUUUCGUCGUCGACACGCUAGCGCGAUUGAACUUCGAUCGCGUCCUUUGCGUUGGGACGCCGACUCUACACGAACACCUCAGGGAACGCCGUCCCGACAUGAAAAGCCUGCUUCUGGACAUCGAGCAAGCGUACGAGCAGUUCUACGGUCCCGACGAGUUCUGCUGGUUCAACAUGUUCAACAACUUUCACUUUCGCGGUGAGCAGUCGGAGACGGUGGUCAGGCACAGACUGGCUACCGGUAACCGGUGCGCCCUCGUCGUCGAUCCUCCGUUCGGCGGCCUCGUCGACGCCGUCGCGAGCACGCUGGACCGAAUCACCGAGCAGGCGGCUGCUCUGGGCUGCGAGCUGAGCCUGUUCUGGUUCUUCCCGUAUUUCAACGAGAAGCGCAUCGUGAAGGCCCUGCCUCGACUGCGCAUGCUCGACUACGCCGUCGACUACGAGAACCACGCGACAUUUAACGGAGCCCACGGCAAGCGGGCCAAGGGUUCGCCCGUGCGAAUAUUCACCGACGUACCCUUGGGACAGAUACCGCUUCCGGAAAGCGGAUACGCGUUCUGCGCGCAGUGCGACCGAUGGGUAGCUCGUCACAACAAACAUUGUGCCGUGUGCAACGACUGCCCUUCUAAAGACGGCGGUCCGUACAGGCACUGCGAACCGUGUGGCGUGUGCGUAAAGCAGGCAAACGAGCACUGCCCAGUGUGCAAAAAGUGCCUCCCGCCUGGUCACGACUGCCACUCGAAAGGCGUCACUUGCUUCGCUUGCAAGCAGCCCGGCCACAAAAGCACGGAGUGCGCACAAAGACUCACUGUAGAUAGUAAGAAUUCGAAAAGGAAAAUCAGUGGUGACAUUUCUCAACGUAAGAAACAAAAAUAGCGACAGUAGUGUUUUUCAUGGGGAGGUAGCGGGAGUCAUUUCAUUGUGCACCACAAAGACAGAGUAAUAAAUGCGUUGACAAUAACACCUACUGGGACACAUAUCAGCAGAUAUUCACUCAUACUCGCGCACCAAUAUUUUAACAGGCUAUGUACUUGCACUCGUUGGUACACAUUCUGGUUCAUAUUCGCUUCCAUUCACACUUACCGGCACCCACUCGCGCUCAUAAUAAGCUUGCCUACUUGCCACCACUCGCCAACACAUACACCUAUGUCCACUCACACUCGUUGACAGUCACUCACGUCCACUCAAAAUCGUCAACUUUCAUAUGCAGUAACAUUAACCAGCAUUCACUCACAUCUCACACCCUUCGUCACUCACUAGUGCCCUAUGAAAGCCUGUGAAAUGAAUCUGGAGCAGGGGCUCCAGAAGUGUAUUUUGAGUGUGGUGGCAGGAGGCGGAGCUUAUUUCACGUACCUACACAAGCUUUUUUUAAAAUUUAUUUUGAAACCAAGGCUUAAAUUACCAUAUUAGAGGGGAGUUGACUCUUAGGACUGUGGGAAUCGCCCCCUUGUUUCCGGUGCCCCUUCUCUGGUACGAGUACAAGUGUGCGCACUCAUGAGUAUGCCAACCAAUGCAUGCCGCUGAUUCUGGCCAUUACCAGUAACAUUACAGCAACACCCAUCUUUUCAUAAUAUUUUUUUUCCCUUUUCGACACAGUGUUUAAAAAAAAAAGAACUGGUCAUUUUAUAGCGACUCUAAGUACAUUGGGUUUCAAUUAAACACACUGACCAGGUGGAGCACGGCAAUUCGGCAGUGCAACAAAUUUGGGGUAGCAGCCUCACUGAAGCUGGAACAUGUCCACCUACUGCAGCAUAAAACAGGAAUGGCAGCUACGGUUCAUAUCAUGUUGAAUAUUUACACAUAAACUUGCUUGCAGAUGUGAAUUGCAUCAUGCUGCUUAACAAAAUGAAGGGUACCGUCAGCUUGAUCAUGUCCAAAGAGCACUAAUUCUUUCGAGUUUUUGCUACUGGCAAUAUAAACAUUAUUAUAAAUUGCAGUUCUGAUAAAUUAAAGCCACACUUACUGUAUGAGAAGGCUUGGCUAGUCAGAAAAGAAAAAAAAUCCAGCCCUUCCACUCUGUGAAGCACGAGCAGCAAAGCUGUGGUGUUUGACCUCAAUUGGCAAAUCUAUGUAUAUACAGGUAUUAUUAUUAUGAUUAUUGAAGGACACAGACAACGAAUACAUCUUUUGACUGUGGAGUGAUUUAUUCUUUUAUGAAGUAGUGAUGUGUGCAAUUGCUGCCGCAUGGCAGACAGGAAUUUCACAAUAUUUACAACUUCACUAUGAACUACAUAAUUACAAAAUGUAGAUGCAACUCUGCGUAAUGUUAGAGUCGUCUUAGCAGCCAAUUGUCAUAUAAUUUGUACCGGGAUAGUUUCGAUAAAACGAGUUAAGCCAUAGACAGCCAUGUAUUAGCAGCAGACGAAAAGUCUUAACGUAUACAACUUUACUGUGAAAUAACUUAUGACAAGCAAAUGAAACUCGGCGGAGUGAUAGAGUCGUCUUAGCGGCCUAUUUCAAUAUGAUUUGUUUCGGGAUAGUUUCAAUAAAACAAGAGUUACAGCCGUUUUCUGUAACCUUACUGUCUCUGUA